Molecule: messenger RNA, 2509 nt
Organism: Cannabis sativa
Lineage: Eukaryota; Viridiplantae; Streptophyta; Magnoliopsida; Rosales; Cannabaceae
Product: cellulose synthase-like protein E6
Exons: 8
Coding region: 154-2379 (741 amino acids)
Biological process (GO): cellulose biosynthetic process; plant-type primary cell wall biogenesis
Cellular component (GO): trans-Golgi network; plasma membrane
Molecular function (GO): mannan synthase activity; cellulose synthase (UDP-forming) activity
Source: RefSeq, a predicted model, not a curated record
AUUUAUUAGAGCCACGUGCUGAUUACUCUUGAAUUCUACCUCAUCCAUAUCUUCAAGUUUGGUGUCGAUAAGUUGCUCCAAAAAUCUACUAUAUAUAUACUUGUUAAAUUUGUGAAAUAUUGAUAAAUGAAAACUAAAAAUAAGUAGAAAAAUAUGGGAAAAAAUCAUGAUGGUCUUCCUCUUUUCGAAACCAAAUCUGCCAAGAGGCGUACCCAAUUUAAAUUGUUCAUAGUAUCCAUGUUAGUGGGGAUAUGCUCUAUUUUUGUGUACAGACUAAGGUAUAUGCCAUUCUCAACCAAAGAAGAAGAAGGUGCAGUAGUCAUCUUAUUGGUUUGGAUUGGAUUGUUUGUGUCUGACCUUUGGUUCACUCUUUAUUGGUUUGUCACACUUGUAGUUCGAUGGAAUCCCAUAUAUCGUCACACUUUCAAUGACAGGCUAAUUCUCAAGUAUGGGGAGAAGGAUUUGCCAGGGGUGGACAUAUUUGUGUGCACAGCUAACCCAAAAGCAGAGCCACCGUUAAUGGUGGUGAACACGGUGUUGUCAGUGAUGGCUUAUGACUACCCUCCACACAAGCUUAGCGUCUACCUUUCUGACGAUGGUGCUUCGGAGUUGACAUUUUAUGCUCUGUUAGAGGCCUCUGAAUUCUCAAAGAAAUGGCUUCCUUUCUGUAGCAAGUUCGAAGUAGAACCCAGAUCUCCUGAGGUUUAUUUCACAAACAAUGAAGCUUCUCAACCACUCGAUGAUCAUCAUGGUCAAUGGGCCUCCAUCAAGAGACUAUAUGAGGACAUGAAGAGAAGGAUUGAAAGUGCCACAAAAGCUGGUCAAAUUUCAGAAUCGAUACGUAGGGGACACAAGGGAUUUCGUGAGUGGGACUAUGUCUUAAGCAAACGUGAUCAUCAGACCAUUAUUCAAAUUCUUAUCGAUGGAAGAGACCCCGAGGCUAUGGACAUUGAUGGACAUCCUUUGCCAACUUUAGUAUAUUUGGCACGUGAAAAGAGACCUCAAUACCACCAUAACUUCAAAGCAGGGGCGAUGAACUCACUGAUAAGAGUAUUGGCAAACAUUAGCAAUGCUCCGAUAAUCCUCAACUUAGACUGCGACAUGUAUUCAAACCAUUCUGAAUCAGUGAAAGAUGCAAUGUGCUUCUUUCUGGAUAAAGAGAAGGGCUACGAGAUUGCCUUCGUUCAGUUUCCGCAGGCAUUUGAGAACCUCACCCAGCAUGAUAUUUACAGUAGUUCCUUGAGAGUUAUAAUGGAGGUUGAGCUUCGAGGAUUCGACACUAGUGGAGGUCCUUGCUAUAUUGGCACUGGGUGCUUUCACAGAAGGGAAUCUCUUUCUGGUAAGAAAUACAACGAAGCGAGUAAAGUAAUACUAGACUGGAAAAGAAAGAAUGAAGAUGAGGGAAUUAGUGCAGAAGCUCUUGAAGAAACAACCAAAGUUCUUGCUAGUUGUACUUUCGAAGAGAACACUCAGUGGGGAAAAGAGAUGGGUGUGAUGUAUGGGUGUUUGGUGGAAGACGUUUUAACAGGACUUGUGAUACAGUGUAGAGGAUGGAGAUCAGUUUAUUAUAAUCCAGAGAAAAAGGCCUUUCUAGGAGCUGCUCCUACAACACUGCUGCAAACACUUGUGCAGCACAAGAGAUGGGCUGAAGGAUGUCUUCAAAUCUUUCUCUCAAAGUAUUGUCCCAUGACCUAUGGCUACAAAAAGAUUCCCCUAGGACUUCGAGUUUCAUACUUAGUCUACUUGCUAUGGUCCCUAAACUCCUUUGCUUCACUCUAUUAUGUCACUGUGCCAUCACUCUGUCUACUCAAAGGAAUCUCCUUAUUUCCUCAGAUCUCCAGCAUAUGGGUUGCACCAUUUCUCUAUGUCUUCUUAGGCAACCGAGGGUACAGCCUUGGAGAAUUUCUGAUGUGUGGAGGAACCUACCGGGAAUGGUUGAACAAUCAAAGAAUGUGGCUGUUUAACAGGACAACUUCCUAUUUCUUUACUGUCUUGGACCACAUGCUAAAGUUAUUGGGGUUCACUGAUGAAGCCUUCAUCAUAACUGCAAAGGUAGCUGAUGACGAUGUUUCUGAGAGAUACAAGCAAGAGCUAAUGGAGUUCGGUAUUGCUUCACCAAUGUUUACCAUCUUGACAGCACUUGCAUUGCUUAAUGCCUUGGGUUUUAUCUGGGGAUUGAAGAAGUUAAUCUUCACUCAACAGAGUUUGUAUAUGAACCCAUUUGCACUGCAGGUCGUUCUUUCUGGUCUGCUGGUUUUCGUCAACCUGCCAAUUUACGAAGCCAUCUUUUUAAGAAAGGAUAAGGGUAGACUGCCCAACUCAGUGAUUUACCAGUCAAUUAUGCUCACUUUAGUUGCAUGCUCCAUCGUUCUUUAUUAGAAUCAUUGGUAAAGAUAACUUAAUAUUUUAAUUAAUGACCAGUAAUUGAUCAAGCCGACUUGAAGUACCCUGCUCAAUGUAUUUGUAAUUGAAUAAGCUGAACCUUCAUGUGAUGUAUUCUUUGGACCAA